Molecule: messenger RNA, 2464 nt
Organism: Bactrocera tryoni
Lineage: Eukaryota; Metazoa; Arthropoda; Insecta; Diptera; Tephritidae
Exons: 14
Coding region: 46-2250 (734 amino acids)
Biological process (GO): proteolysis
Molecular function (GO): serine-type endopeptidase activity
Source: RefSeq, a predicted model, not a curated record
GUUGACGAAAACAUUUAAUGAUUGAAAUUUUAAUACGAGGAAAAAAUGGAACUAUUUCUUAGAAAAGCUAUUUCAUUAAUUUGUGUUUUGUGCGUAAUCACGGGAGUCAGAGGUGAAUAUGUACCGUGUAUGACUCCAAGUGGGCAUAAAGGCAACUGCAUACCACUAAUUGGAUGUCCAAGUCUAAGCAAACUCGCCAAUAACGCGCGUCGAACAUGGGAACAAACUGAUUAUCUACGGAACAGUCUAUGCGGACCGGUCAGCAACAAUCCUUUUAAUACGCAGGUAUGUUGUCCAGUGCAGAAACCACCGGCAUUGGGAGCAAGCGAAGCGUUGCCAGAAAUCGAAAGUCUCUGUCAGACACCCGACGGCAAAACUGGAAAUUGUGUACCUUUAAAGAGCUGCGGCGUCUUAUUGGAUCUUCUUAGAAAAACAAGCCUUACAAAUUCGCAGAUAUCACACCUGAAGAAGAGUAAAUGUGGAAAUGCUAAUGGACAAGUUUUGGUAUGUUGUCCCAAAACUGAGUCGACGACACAAACGGUACACCAAAAAACAAUAUCAAAAACAACACCACAGCGCAGCACAGCAAUAACGGUACACCCUAAAACAAUAUCAAAACCAACAGUACAUAUAGCCAUGAGCCCAAUGAGAAAUGAGUCUUGUCGUACACCGCAUCACAAACUUGGCGUUUGUAUAGAGAUCGAAGAAUGCCCCCCUUUGAAAAAGAUCAUUCUAAAAGACGCAAUUACGAAAAACGAAUACAACUUGUUAGUGAACAGCAAAUGCGGUGAAUAUGGCAGUCCAAAGAUAUGUUGUCCGCAACAAAGUGACGCUCCGUCAGCGCCUGGUAAAAUGUUAGCUCGAAAUUUUGUCUUCCCCGGCAGUGAGUGCAGAGCAGCUAAUGGCGUGCUUGGUAUAUGCAAAAUGUCUAGGUACUGCCCAAAUGCGAAUGAGUUCGAGCAGAAUAGUCAAUGCGGUUAUUUAGGUGGCGGUUCACAGAUAUGUUGUCCAAUAAAUAUGCUUGAAAAUGAUUUACGCUUUCCCACAACAACACAAAUAACGCGUUUGCCAAUAAGCACUACACCCUUGCCAGAAGUCUCCUGUCACACACCGACCAACAAACCUGGUAAAUGUAUAUCCAUAAAAAGCUGCAGUUCCUUACUCGAAAUUGUUACGAAACAAGACAGAACGCCUAUAGAAACUAUGUUCCUGCAGCAGAGUCAAUGUGGAUAUGAUAGUGGAGAGUUUAUGGUGUGUUGUCCUGAAACUAAGUCGACAACGCCAACUGCACUUCAUACAACACAAACAACAACACCAACACCUGUAACAAUAAGUCCGAUAACCUCAAGUGCACCAACACCAGUAACAAUAAGCCCGAUAACCUCGACAUUCGGUCCUAAUAUCGAACCACCAAAAGAAAAUACCAACAAGUGGACGAAUGAACCAGGUUGUGGCAGAGCACCUUUACAAAACCGAAUUUAUGGCGGAAAUGCUGUUCAUAUUGAUGAGUACACUUGGGCAGCGAGGAUAAUUUACGUUGACUCGGACAACAACAACGACAUAUUUUGCGGUGGCUCUCUUAUCAAUCAAAAUUACGUAUUGACUGCAGCACAUUGUGUGGUUAUGCCUGAAGAUAAAGACGUUUGGUAUGUAAAAGGAGUUCGUUUAGGCGAAUGGAAUGCCACAGCGGAAAAGGAUUGUGAAUAUUUUUCCAAAAACUAUGUACUUUGUGCUCCUCCGCCAGUGGAUAUAGACAUCUUAGAGUACAUAGUUCAUCCGAUGUAUAAUAAAAAAAAAUUUAACUAUGAUAUAGCUCUGUUGAAGCUAGAAGAGAGCGUAACUUACACGGACUUUAUAAAACCGAUAUGUCUACCAUCGUUGCCGGCAGAUCUACAAACGAUUAAUUAUGAAAAUAAGUCUGUGGAAGUCGUUGGUUGGGGCAAGACAGAAACCGGGGAGCACAGUGAAAUUAAAUUGAAAGCAAAUCUAAAAGUUAAGGAUAUCAAUAAAUGUGGCUUACGAAAAGGAGCAACAGAAAAUCAAAUAUGCGCCAAGGGUGAGAAAGGCACCGAUAGCUGUAACGGCGACUCAGGCGGACCUCUCAUGCUUUGGCAAGAAACAGCGUAUUAUUUGAUAGGCUUGAUAUCAUUCGGUUCAGGCGGUCAAUGUGGUGAUAUCCAAACUAACGGUAUUUACAUGAGUGUCGCGAACUUUAUGGAAUGGAUUGCAGAGAAUACACAAAAUCCUUGAUAGCAACAAUUGAGCAACAUUUUAAAGACUUUAAUUUCCAAUUACUAGGACAAGCACUUCCUGAGAUUUUGUUUCAAACAAAAGUUCAGCUUAGUUUUCGUAUAUGUAUAAUAAAUUGCUUAUUUAUUAUUUCGCUACUCGUAUCUAAUAUAUUAUAUGUAAAACAUGUUCUUUUUACUAAUAAAAGACCAAAGUUCUGUACAGAAAAGUAAAA